AUGUCUAAACACAACGAUCCGGAGGCCAUCUCCAAUUUCCUCGCAGAACAACGAGAUGAAGCACCCACAGAACUUCAACACCUCUUCCUCACAUUCGAGGACCUCUGGGAACGUAAACUAUGGCAUCAACUGACGGAUACUCUUCUGGAGUACUUCUCGAACCCAGAGAGCACUUCUCAGAGAUUACCCAUCUACAACACAUUCAUCAUCAGUUUCGCAGACAAGAUCAAUCAGCUCAAACUUGUCAAGUUGGCACUGAGCGCCUCGGCGCAAAUCAAGGAUGACACAGAGCGGAGUCAAUUUCUCAAAACUCUCGCCGAUCGAGUUGCCAAACCAGAUUCCGAAGAAGCCCACGUCUACACAAUCACCGAGCUGGCCAGUGUUUAUCUGAGAUUAGGAGAGGCGGCAAAAGCAAAGGAACAACUAGAGAAGGCGCAAAAGACUUUGGACCAGUUCGAUUUCGUGGAAACUGUUGUCCACGCGGCCUUCUACCGAGUCAACGCCGACUAUUUCCAAGCUGCGAACGACUACACAUCCUACUACAGAAACUCAUUAUUGUAUCUUGCAUGCAUAGAUGAGACAGAAUUGAACACCGAGCAACGACAGCAUAGAGCAUACAAUCUGGCCAUCGCCGCACUGGUGUCGGACCAGAUCUACAACUUCGGGGAGCUGCUACUGCAUCCCAUCCUUGACGUUCUGAAACCUCCGCAUGCUCAGUCAUGGCUGCGGGACCUCCUCUUCGCCUUCAAUCGAGGAGAUCUCGCUACAUUCGAUCGGAUGUCCAAUAACCUCAGCAAGGACCCCAUCCUCGACUCGCAUCGAUUGUUCCUCUGGCAGAAGAUCAACUUGGCUGCGUUGACAGAGCUGGUGUUUAAGCGACCACCGCACGACCGUGCCAUGACAUUCAAGACCAUCAGCCAAGAGACAAAUGUGAAGCCCGAUGAAAUUGAGCAUCUGAUCAUGAAGGCGCUUAGCUUGGGGCUUUUGCGAGGCAAGAUUGACCAGGUCGCGCAGAUUGCGAGGAUCAAUUGGGUACAGCCUAAAGUACUGGAACGGAAUCAAAUUGAGGGCAUGAGGCAGCGACUUAAGGAGUGGGACAGCAAUGUCAAUGAAUUGGGCCACUGGAUAGAGGGCGUCGGGAAGGACGUUUGGGCGGCAUAG
Molecule: messenger RNA, 1161 nt
Organism: Fonsecaea pedrosoi CBS 271.37
Lineage: Eukaryota; Fungi; Ascomycota; Eurotiomycetes; Chaetothyriales; Herpotrichiellaceae
Exons: 2
Coding region: 1-1161 (386 amino acids)
Biological process (GO): ubiquitin-dependent protein catabolic process
Cellular component (GO): proteasome regulatory particle, lid subcomplex; nucleus; cytosol
Molecular function (GO): structural molecule activity
Source: RefSeq, a predicted model, not a curated record